Cooperia oncophora is the source of this 399-nucleotide messenger RNA. NCBI's taxonomy places the organism in Eukaryota, Metazoa, Nematoda, Chromadorea, Rhabditida, Trichostrongylidae. The record is from the annotation of a GenBank genome assembly.
AUGUUUUUCAGCAGAUAUCUGAACCAAAAUCCAAGUCACCAAAGCCUCUAUCCGAAGUUGAAAAAUGUCAACGCCGCCACAGUGGACAUGAGCUGCAGCGAUACGGGUUUUGAAGCUACUGCCGCCGCCUACCUGAAGGUGUUCGACGAGGUUAUAACUGCUGUUGAGGAGAAGCCAGCCGACGUGCAAUCGGCAUGUGAUCGACUGAAGGCAAUUGGAAAAAUGCAUCGUACAAAGGUGUCUUCAAUUCAAAGCAACGCCUUUCAAGUGAUGGAAGAGCCGUUCAUGUAUAUGGUGAAAGAGAUUCUACAGGAUCGUUUCAACGAAAAAGCCGAAGGACUCUUUCGAAAGUUCUUCCAGUUCUGUCUCAAAUAUCUUAUCGAAGGCUUCAACGGCUAA